GCUGGGCGGGGAGUCCACAGCCGAUCGCCUCACGUGAGAGCUGAAAAGGGAAGAAGCGGGACGGCGCUGGGCACUGAAAUAGCUUUUCCACCAUGAGGACGCGAUACCUGCUCCCCGCUCUGCUGAGCCUCUCGCUGGCGCUGCCGGGGCCUGGCGAUGGAGCCAUUGUGUUGUCAGUCCCUGAAGUGGUUUCUCUAGAAAGUGGAAGUUCAACAAAUGUCACCGUCUCUCUGAGGGCUCCACUAAAUGAGACACUGGUGAUAACUCUUAAUAUUACCCAUUCCUCAAAGCACAGCACCAUUGUUGAACUUCCUGAUGAGGUACAGUUCCCUGCAGGUCACACUAAAGCAGACUUCCAAGUGAAAGCAGAUGAUGUGGGACAAGUAACAGUUUACCUUUAUGCCAAUAAGUCCAACUUAACUGGGCCUAGGAUUCAAUUUCAAGUGAUUCACAGCAUCAUAGUGAGAUAUGCUGAUGAGGUGAUUGGCUGGAUCUAUUUCCUCGCCUGGUCCAUCUCCUUUUAUCCUCAACUCUUUGAGAACUGGCGACGGAAAAGUGUUGUUGGACUAAGCUUUGACUUUUUAGCAUUAAACCUUACUGGCUUUAUAGCAUACAGUGUGUUUAAUGUUGGGCUCUUCUGGAUUCCCUUGAUUAAGGAGGAAUUCCUGGUCAGUUAUCCCAGCGGGGUGAACCCUGUGGCCAUCAAUGAUGUUUUCUUCAGUCUCCACGCAGUAGCCCUGAGUCUCGUUGUCAUCAUUCAGUGCUGCAUCUACGAGAGAGCAGGUCAAAAAGUAUCCAAAGUUGUUGUUGGACUCCUGGCACUUGCAUGGAUCUUCACCUUCACAACGCUGUUCCUGGCUGCAGCUGAGGUGGUGACAUGGCUGCAGUUCUUGUUCUGCUUCUCCUACAUUAAGUUGGCAGUCACACUGAUAAAAUACUUCCCACAGGCCUACAUGAAUUUCCAUCGGAAGAGUACUGAGGGAUGGAGUAUUGGAAAUGUGUUCCUGGACUUCACUGGUGGAAGCUUCAGCCUCCUCCAGAUGUUUUUGCAGUCAUACAACAAUGAUGAGUGGAGGUUAAUCUUUGGAGAUCCAACCAAGUUUGGCCUGGGUGUCUUCUCCAUCGCAUUUGACAUUGUUUUCAUGGCCCAGCACUACUGCCUGUACAGGAGACGAGGCUAUGAACCCUGUGAAUAACAAACACCACUUGCAGAGACUAAAACUUUAAACUGAACUUGUCCCUACCCUGAUCCUCUCUGGGCCAGAACACAAACUGUUGCCUUGCCAAGCACUGACUGCCACGUGCCUUAAGGACAGCAAGCUCUCAGCUGCACAUGGGACACUCGUGCCUGUUGAAGCUGCACACACAGCUCAGUGGGAGCUGUCCAAGCAACACAUGGCUCUUUUUUCACCAACCACAGGGAAGAGAAAGACCUAAGUGAUGUCUUUCUGAUUGGAGGUGAAGCACAAAGAGCAGAAUUCUGUCUUCCAAAAAAUCUGAGAUCACGUUUAAGCAACCACUUAAUAUCUUUAAGUAAUAACUGAAAACUGUCUGUGGAUCCAAGUGCUGCUGCUGACCUUUCCCAGACAGCUCACAGUCCACCACCACUCAGGCUGGCCACAAUGGUACAUCACAAUAAUGAGGUUGGUAACAAAUGCACAAAUAUUACUAUUUGAACUCUUUAUUAAAAAAAAUCCUAUCAAACAGAAACUAUAUUCUUAUUUCACUAAAAGCUCUUUCAAAGGUGGCAAAACAAGUAAUUAGAAGGGAAUCUGCAUUUAUACUUGAGUGCUUAAAACCUAAUGUGUCUUUCUAGGUGUCAAUCUAAGGAAAACUAGAUCCCAGGUGAGGUUUGACAGUUCCCCACCAGUGAAACCAGACCUUACUGACCUCAGUAAUUCCAUAAUCUACUCUUGAGCCAAAAAAAUGUCUCAGCUGGAGGCACCCAAGUGGUGUGGCACUCUUAAAAGUAAGGAGACACAGCUCAGGAAAACCAAUUUUGUUUUAUUGUGUGUAAAAUCAAGUGAAAAAAGCAGUACAAAUAGCAGUGUAUCUUUAUAGUAACAAAAAUAACUCCAACUUGAAAGACUUAAAAUUUACUACUGAAUUCUUAAGUUACAAAACUCCAAAGCAGGAUUGUAGUAAUUCCAGAGAUAUAAAAUUGCUAAGUAGGCAUCUGCUGGUGUGCACAGAACAGUCUGAGAUGCAUCAAUCACAAUGUACAUGGCACAGCAGUAAGGUACUGAAUAAAUUAGUCUGCCACCUCCUCAUGCUCUAUUUACAACAGCUUACCUCAAGGCUGCUUAAGGAAACUAUAGAUAUGUAUAGAUCAGCUGAAGAGGAUUAAAAACUCCAGGUUUUGGAUAACUGUAAAGCUAACAAACCACAGGAUGCUAGAUCAUGGACUUAGGGUUGCAGCAAGAAUCUUCAGUCCUGUGGCAUGUUGAUUUAAACCUACUUUAAUCCUACUAGAAGUUUAAAUUUGGUCAAGAGGCACUUCUGCAAAUUACUGGCAUAUUCAUCUCUUCCAUCCAAUAAAUCACUGAUUUAAUCAGUCUUCUAAAAGACAAACCAAAAUCCCUCCCAUUUCAAGUCUGAUAGUAGUGGAAUGAAGAACUGAAAACUCUGCAGCUACAAGCAGCAUUUCUGGUAAGUUUAGGAACAUUGUUUUGUUUCCUGCUCCACAUUCCUUUAAAUUAAACUCAAUCUGAUAGUUCAAAUUGGGAAUAAGGAGAAUUCAGGUUUUUACCCUGCCAGUGAGGUUGAACUGUAGUGUCCAUGAAACUGUAGUGUACUUCACAGGCAUUGAUGUAACAUUUGUGUGUUACUCAGUUGUUUCUUGCCUGAAGAGGCUGCUUUGUCCAGGGAAUCUGUGCAGGAAAUUGUAAUGCCCCAAACCCUUCAGCCACUCUCUCUAUCUUGCACACAGUGAAGGAUUAGUAGAUUGCUCCUCCCCACAGCACUGUGCAGCUCUUAACUCUGGCAUUUGAAUUUGGUAGCGGGGGGGGGGACAGGACAGCUCCCUUCUAAAAGCUUAGGCACAGCAAACCCUCUGGUCUCCCAUAGCAGAAACCACAUUUCUUCCUAAAAUAGGAGGCUUUUGUGCUACAGAAGAAUCCUGUCCAAGUUUAAGGCUUUUCCAGUUGCUCUUAGAUAACUUGGGUCUGUCCUGUCCUGAAAGCCAUGACUACAGAAGUCUUGCCAUGUACCUGCAGGGCAGACUUUAGAGAAGCACUCUGCUGAGGGGAGUAUUGUUUUACUACUGCCAGUUACACCAGAAGAAGUUAAAAUAAAAAAGUAGUGUUUACCACAGAUAGGAACAUGCACUCCUUCCAGAUAACCUGUUCCAGUCUAAUAUUUGUUUCUUUCCUUGAUAUCAGUCUAUACAUCUCCCUCCCCACCCCCUCCCCAGCUGGGUGAUGGAUU
Messenger RNA from Ficedula albicollis (Collared flycatcher), 3426 nucleotides. It is a transcript of the gene CTNS, whose product is annotated as cystinosin, lysosomal cystine transporter. The record is from RefSeq and is a predicted model, not a curated record. NCBI's taxonomy places the organism in Eukaryota, Metazoa, Chordata, Aves, Passeriformes, Muscicapidae. The transcript has 11 exons. Gene Ontology annotation, molecular function: L-cystine transmembrane transporter activity. Gene Ontology annotation, biological process: L-cystine transport. Gene Ontology annotation, cellular component: lysosomal membrane. Bases 93 to 1196 code for a protein of 367 amino acids.